Messenger RNA from Spinacia oleracea (spinach), 2697 nucleotides. RefSeq names its product protein ACCUMULATION AND REPLICATION OF CHLOROPLASTS 6, chloroplastic. Gene Ontology annotation, cellular component: chloroplast inner membrane. Gene Ontology annotation, biological process: chloroplast fission. NCBI's taxonomy places the organism in Eukaryota, Viridiplantae, Streptophyta, Magnoliopsida, Caryophyllales, Amaranthaceae. The transcript has 7 exons. The coding region runs from base 44 to 2458 and encodes 804 amino acids. The record is from RefSeq and is a predicted model, not a curated record.
AUCUUUCUUCAAGCGCAAACCAGCAGACAGGAAAAAACCAAGAAUGGAAGCCCUCACACAUUUGGGCUACAACCUCUGCUACCCCACUCUCCGACCUCCUCAUAUCUCCUCCUCCAAGAAAGACUUCCUCCACCGAUCCACCACCACCAGCGCCGCUACUAAUUCCAGUGCGUCGACAUCAUUUCCCGGCAGUAAAUGGGCUGACCGCCUUCUCUCCGACUUUCAAUUCUUGCCCAUUUCCACUUCUGACUCCUCCACUUCCUCUUCCACCUUUACGUCUAUUCCUCCCUCUCUCUCUCCUCCUGACCGCCAUAUCUCCAUCCCCCUCAAUUUCUACCAGGUGUUGGGAGCUGAGGCACAUUUUUUGGGAGAUGGGAUAAGGAGAGCUUAUGAGGGUAGGGUUUCGAAGCCCCCACAAUAUGGUUUCACCCAAGAUGCUCUUAUCGCUCGAAGACAAAUCCUUCAAGCUGCUUGUGACACCCUUUCUAAUCCCAAUGCUAGAAGGGACUAUAAUUUGGGUCUUUCUGAUGCAUUUGAAGAGACCACCCUCUUUGAUGUCCCUUUUGACAAGGUGCCAGGUGCAUUGUGUGUGUUGCAAGAGGCUGGAGAGCCUGAACUGGUCCUUAGGAUUGGAGAUGCAUUGUUGAAAGAAAGACUACCCAAACCCUUCAAACAUGAUAUUGUGUUGGCAAUGGCCCUUGCCUUUAUUGACUUCUCGAGGGAUGCAAUGUCAUUGUCCCCUCCUGAUUAUGUUUUUGGCUGUGAGGCUCUGGAACGUGCUCUAAGACUAUUGCAGGAGGAAGGUUCAAGUAGUCUAGCACGAGAUUUACAAGCAGAGAUUGAUGAGACAUUGGAGGAGCUUAAACCCCGUUAUGUUUUGGAGCUUUUGGCUUUGCCUCUCAGUGAUGAAUUUCGGAAGAAAAGAGAUGAAGGCCUUCACGGUGUGCGCAAUAUAUUAUGGUCUGUUGGAGGAGGUGGUGCUGCAGCUAUAGCUGGAGGUUUCACUCGUGAGGAUUUCAUGAAUGAAGCCUUUCUGCAUAUGACAGCAGCUGAGCAGGUUGAUCUUUUCACUGCCACGCCAAAAAAUAUUCCAGCUGAAAGCUCUGAAGCUUAUGGAGUAGCUCUUGCAAUUGUUGCUCAAGCUUUCAUUAGCAAGAAGCCUCAUCUUAUUCAAGAUGCUGACGGCUUGUUUCGACAGCUUCAGCAAACCAAAUUGGUGCCUAUAGGAGAUUCAAUCUCUUUAUAUCCUGCUCAAGAAAAUCGUGAGAAAGAUUUCGCAUUGGAGAGGGGCCUUUGUUCUGUAUUGGUUGGGGAUCUUGAUCAGUGUCGGAAUUGGCUGGGUCUGGACAAUGAAAACUCACCCUUGAGAGAUCCAUCAGUUGUGGAGUUUGUUCUGGAAAACUCAAGGGAUGAUGAGGAUAACGAUAUGCUCCCAGGACUCUGUAAACUGUUGGAAACCUGGCUCAUGGAGGUGGUUUUCACCAGAUUUAGAGAGACACAAAGUGUUCAGUUCAGACUAGGGGAUUAUUAUGAUGAUCCUAUUGUUCUGAGGUAUUUAGAGCGGCUGGAGGGAGGAAGUGGUUCCUCAUUAGCUGCUGCAGCAGCCAUAGUAAGGAUUGGAGCUGGAGCUUCUGCAGUAAUUGAUAACGUCACAACUAGUGUCAUACAGGCAUUACAGAAGGUAUUUCCUCCUAGCUAUGGAGAAGAACAUAUAACACGCCAAGAAGAUGUUGCGGUUAAUGGCUUUGGAAAUGAGGAUAUUGUGGCGGGGCUUGAAUUUGAUAAUACAUCAAAUUACGCUGAGUUAGCAAGUAAAAAUAUUGCUGAAGAAAUUUAUGAACAAGAACAGAUUACUGAGAAAAUCAAAGAUGUAGGUGUGAAGGUUUUGUGUGCUGGAGUGGUGAUUGGGUUGACGACUUUGGCGGGUAUGAAACUCUUUCCUGCUAAAACUGGGUCUGUUUUUCUGCACAAGCAUGUUGGUUCAGCAACUUCAGCUAUGGCUUCUGAUGUCUCCAAUGUGGUAUUUGCAGGGCUUUCAGUAAAUGAAAAUAGUGAAAAGGAAAUACCGAAAAUGGAUGCAAGAUUUGCAGAAGUUCUGGUUAGAAGAUGGCAGAAUGUUAAAUCGCAGGCAUUGGGACCAAAUCAUAGCUUUGAGACGUUGCCAAAGGUAUUGGAUGGCAACAUGCUCAAAGUAUGGACAGAUCGUGCAAGGGAAAUUGCAGAGCGUAGUUGGUAUUGGGAAUACACUCUAUUGAAUGUGAUUAUCGAUAGUGUGACAGUAUCCCUUGAUGGUAAACGUGCUACUGUAGAAGCAACUCUUGAAGAGACGGCGAACUUAACUGAUGUUAACCAACCUGAGCACAAUGAUUCUUACAGCAGAACUUACACAACAAGAUAUGAGAUGUCUUAUUCCGAGUCUGCAUGGAAGAUCACUGAGGGCGCUGUCCUCCAAUCUUAAGGUUCAGGCAAUCUGUAAAUAUGUCUCUUGAUCUUCUUUGUAAGUAUACUUUGUUGGCAGUACUUGAUAAUGCUAUGUUUAUUUUUUGCUGAAUAAGCUAGGGCUAUUUUCAUUGUCAUUGUCGUAGUAAAAAUAUCUUUUGGCUGUGAUGCAAAUAGUUUGUUUAAUUCCCUAAAGACUAUGUAGUUUGUUUAAUUUAUCUUAAUUUCCCUAGUAGGAAAAAAAAGUUACAGAAGUAA